Molecule: messenger RNA, 780 nt
Organism: Ordospora colligata OC4
Lineage: Eukaryota; Fungi; Microsporidia; Ordosporidae
Exons: 1
Coding region: 1-780 (259 amino acids)
Source: RefSeq, a predicted model, not a curated record
AUGGUUGUAAGAAGAAAGAGAAUAAAGAAAGGGGAGGAAUGCAAGGAGAAUUGGGAUGAAUAUAGCAUUGUUAAUGAAGGUGAUUGGAGUUCUGCAGUGACCAAGAGUAUGAGUGAGCUUGCUUGGAAGUCUUUUGAUGAAGAGGAGAUGAUGCCGAAAGGGGAUUUAGAUACUAAAGGAGUAAUGGAUGAAGUGAAAGAAGCAGAAGAUGGAGAAAGUUUUCAGAAAAGACUUAUAGAUGGAUUGAAGGAGUCUGUAGCUAGGAACAUCAUAAAGGUUGAUAGAGAGGAGGAUCGGUGCAAGAGCAAUGAAGAACCAUUAAAUAUUUCGAAGCAACGAUAUGAAGAGUAUGUAAAAAAGAAGAACGAGCAUAAAGAUAGUUUGUGUUCAAAGACUGAUAGAAUGGACAAGUGCAAUUAUGAGGAAACUUAUACAAGAACCGAAAGUGAUUUGAGAAUGAUCAUCAAGAAUCAGCAAGAGGAACUAAACAAGAGGGAAGCGAUUAUAAAUAGUUUGAAUCGAAAGGUUUCGGAGCUUACCUCAAAUAUGGAGAUUGAGGGAAAGAAAUAUGCCUUACAAUGCAUUUGUAGGGGAGAGGAGUUGCUGAAGGCAAUUGAAAAUGAUAUAGAAUGUGAAAAACAGAUGCUAGUUAAAAGGAUUAAUGAAGGAGUAGAAAAUUCGAAGGUAUUGCAAAAAAAGGUUGAAGAUUUGAAGAAGAUUGUGAAUGAGUUAGUGAAGAAGAUAAAAAAGAAAAGGAAUCUAAGUGAGCAGGAGGAAUGA